AUGCCUUUCUGGUGCGCUAGAAUUGGACUAUGCAAGGCUCUCGCCUGGCUGGUGAUACUUCUGCUUGCGGUCGGAACAAGCGGAGAUGAGGUACUAGAGUCGGAAUACAACCGGGUGAGUCGAAAGAAGGUGUGGGACAGGCUAUCUUCACGGGUAAAGGACGCCGCCUUCGUCAGUAGGCCCAGCCUUUUGAUCUGUAUGAUGCUGGUUGUGCAUGCCUACACCCAGUUUCAACUUGGCGUGGAAGUUAUGACCCUCUUGGAAGUAAAACAUGCCUAUCGAAGUCUCCUCUUGGAACGUAAUGUGAAUAUAUAUGGGCAUGUGAAGUCAUCUUAA
Messenger RNA from Dibothriocephalus latus, 336 nucleotides. Lineage: Eukaryota; Metazoa; Platyhelminthes; Cestoda; Diphyllobothriidea; Diphyllobothriidae. The record is from the annotation of a GenBank genome assembly.